AUGCUCAGUGUGAACCAGGCCUUCACACUGAGCAGUGCAACCGCUGCGGGGAUAUGGGGGAGCGUUGGUGCCGCAGCAGGCGCAAAGGGGAGCAAUGGAGGCAUGGGGAAUACAGAGGCACAGCAGCUGACCGGGCUCUGCAAGGAAUCCCCACAAAACUGUCUUGACCUGAAAAGUGGAGACCUGUAUCAAAUAGAACACAAAUGGCCCAGAGCAGAUCCUAUACCCAUCUGUAGUUUCUGUCUUGGGACAAAGGAAUCCAACCGUGAAAAGAAGCCUGAGGAGUUGAUCUCCUGUGCUGACUGUGGGAGCAGUGGUCAUCCAUCAUGUUUAAAAUUCUGUCCAGAGCUCACCUCUAACGUAAAAGCACUGAGGUGGCAGUGCAUUGAAUGCAAAACUUGCAGUGCCUGUAGGAUUCAAGGCAAAAAUGCAGAUAAUAUGCUUUUUUGCGACUCUUGUGAUAGGGGAUUUCACAUGGAAUGCUGUGACCCACCUCUGGCCCGCAUGCCAAAAGGUAUGUGGAUUUGUCACGUCUGCCGGCCAAAGAAAAAUGGUCGUAAAAUCAUUCAAGAGAAAGCUGCACAAAUCAAGAGGCGAUACGCAAAACCCAUUGGCAGACCAAAAAACAAAUUAAAGCAACGCAUGUUGUGUAUGCCCAAUGAUGGAACAUCUGUGAACUCAAUACCAGGAAGGGGGCCAUCUGGUAGGAGUCAAAAAAAUAAAAUGUGUCCCACCACACUGCCAUCUGGUCAUGCUGCAUCUGUGAAGGACCCCAUCAGCAGCCUGGCUGCAUCUGACCUCAUUUGGCCUGGCCCCCAUCCCAUCACUUCCACCCUCACUUCCACCUGUUCCCCACUCAAAGUUAACAAGAAAACCAAAGGGCUAAUUGACGGCCUCACUAAGUUUUUCACUCCAUCACCUGAGGGACGCAAAUUUCGCAGGCGAAUGGUAGACUUUUCUGUGCACUAUCGUCCCAGGAAAAAACAUAAUGACCCAGACUCUUGCACUCUCCAUAGGCUGGCUACGGGUACCACUCAUGGCCUAAGCAGCCCACCUCUUCCCUCACAACUUGCUCCCCCUCCUGCUCACUCACAUAUCUCUUCCCUGUCUGGCUACAGCCCUACCUCACAGCAAUCCAGCAACUCUACCACGUCUAAUUCACCCCAGAGUUCCUCAAGUCACUCCAGUGCCCCGUCCCUAAGAAGCCUACCUAGUAACAGUCAAUUGAAGGGGCUGUUUGAUGGACUGUCCCAUAUCUAUGCUACUCAGGGCCAGCCACGCCAAAAAAGCAACCCAAGCUAUGCACCUCCAAAGCGCCUUCGCCAAAAAGGCAGACUGUACACCUCAACCCACUUCUUUGGCAAAAGGGACGCAAGGAGUAGGCUCCUUCUUUCCCACUCCAGCCCUCCAAGCUGGGCAGUGCCUCGGGGUCGGGCUUUGAAAGCCAUCGCUCAAUACAAACGCUCAUCAUUCCUUAUAAAACACAGGACACUAGGCAGGUUAAAGUACAAAGUGGGACCUAUAGGGGCGGGAGCCAGGACACCAGGAAAGGUCAGCUUGGCAGACAGAAGGACUAAGACCGUCCAGGACGAUGAUGCUGACUUGAAGAUGGAUAUCAAGCAAGAAAGGUGGGAUUUGAUCUGUGUUCCAGAAAAACCAGACUUUGUCUCCCAGGAAGAUGUUGACCUAUUCAGACAAGCACGGGAACAGUCCUUUGAGAAAAUAGGAUGUCAAACAUUUGAUGACCACACUGGACGAUACCCUUCAUUUAUUGAGUUUGGAAAGUAUGAAAUCCAGACAUGGUACUCCUCGCCUUAUCCACAGGAAUAUGCAAGAUUACCGAAGCUUUACCUGUGCGAGUUCUGUCUGAAGUAUAUGAAGAGCAAGAAUAUCCUACUGCGGCACUUAAAGAAGUGUGGCUGGUUCCACCCUCCUGCCAAUGAAAUUUACCGGAAAGAUGACCUAUCAGUGUUUGAGGUGGAUGGUAACAUAAGUAAAAUCUACUGCCAAAAUUUGUGUUUGCUGGCCAAGCUGUUUCUGGAUCACAAAACAUUAUAUUAUGACGUUGAGCCGUUCCUUUUCUAUGUUCUUACUAAAAAUGACAAGAAGGGCUGUCAUUUGGUUGGAUACUUCUCUAAGGAGAAACUUUGCCAGCAGAAGUACAAUGUGUCAUGUAUCAUGAUUUUGCCUCAGUAUCAGCGGCAAGGAUUUGGAAGGUUCCUCAUUGAUUUCAGUUACUUGCUUUCACGGUGUGAGGGACAGGCCGGCUCUCCAGAAAAACCUCUGUCAGAUUUGGGCCGUUUAUCUUAUUUCUCAUACUGGAAAAGUGUGAUCAUAAACUAUAUGUCCUCUCAUCAUGAGAAACAGAUUAGUGUGAAAGGGCUUAGUCGAGCUACAGGAAUGUGUCCUCAUGACAUUGCCACCACCUUGCAGCAUCUCAACAUGAUAGACAAGAGAGGAGACAGGUUUGUUAUCAUUCGACGUGAAAAGUUCUUGGCAAGUUGUAUGGUCAGAGUAAAAACUCGGGGUCAUGUAAAUGAGGUUGACCCUGACUGUCUCAGGUGGACGCCAGUCAUUUCAUCUAAUUCUGCAGUAUCUGAAGACGAGCACGAUUCAGAAAAGGAGGCGGAACAUCUCAUGGAGCAGGAAAGCUGUAGGGAACGAGAACACCAGCACUUCUACUCACCAUCACACUCAAAGCAGUCACCGUCAAAGAAUAAGGAUCUAAGCAAUUACCUACUUCCCUCAGCAGAUGUCCCUGCAACCUUAGAGAAGGAAAAGCCCGUAAAGCACAACCAGCAAAGUAGCGAGGAUGAAGAGGAACCACAUCAUCUAGAAGUUACACCAAUACUCGGCAAACCCCAGACACUCAUGAAGAGAAAGAGUGCCUUCACACCCAGAAGGAGGCGUGGGAGAAAACGGCGGAGAAUUAACAGCAGUGUCACAACAGAGACUAUUUCUGAGACCACCGAAGUGCUAAAUGAGCCAUUUGAAGAUUCUGACAGGAGCAGCCCUGAGCCACAACAGGAAGUGGACCAAAAAGAAACCAAUGGCAGGCGAGCCAACCAACAACUGGUACCCAACAGUACAGCAACCGAAAAAAUGAACAAAAUGGAAGAGCUAUGUCCAAGUUUCCACACAGAUCAUGUAGAAGAACCCUCUUCAGAGGAGUUGGUUAACAAUAAAGUUCACGAAAAAACUGCAUGUCAGCCUGUGCGAAAACAGGGAUGGCCUAAAGGAGUUAAAAGAGGGCCAUCUAAGAGAAAGCAUAGUGUGGAUAAAAAAGCUGGCUUUAAACUCAAUCUCUAUACACCACCAGAGACUCCUAUGGAGCCAGAUUAUCAGAUCCAAACUGAGGAGGCUAAAGAGGAAGCUGAAGAUGGACAUGACGCUCAUCACAAAGAUAUCUUGCAAACCACUGAAGAAAAUGAAACUUGUGUUGAAGAAGCUGGAGCCUCUUUUAUAGAGCUACCGAGUCCAAGUAGCACCAGUCUAGAAAAGACAGAUGAAGAAGAAAAGAGAGACUAUGAAGAUAUAAGACCAGAAGAUGAAAAAGAUCAAGCAGGCGAGGAUGAAGAAAAAGACACCGAUCAAGAUUCAAAGGAUAAAACAGAAGAGGAAGAAGAAAAAGAUGAUAUAGAAGAGGACUAUGAAGGAGCUGAAGAGGAGGAUGAAACAGAUGAAGCCGAAGACCAGAAGAAGGUAGAAGAAGUGGGUGGCAUCCAGCAGGAGGAGGAAGAUAUAAAGGAAGACAUAAAGCAGCCAAUCAUUUUCGAAGAAAAAAGUGAAAAUACUGGGACUGAGCAGAAAAAAGAUCUUGCAUCAGUAGAAGAGGAAGAAGAUGAAGAGGAGCAGUCUCAUAAUGAGGAUCAUGAUGCAGAUGAUGAAGAUGAAAGCCACUUUGAUCCAUCAAUGAAAGAGGUACAAGGGGAAGCUUUCCAAGCAUCCCUGGAUGAACAGGCUUUUUUAGAUGUUGGUAUAGGAAAUAGUAACCCACCACAGACAGAUGUAUCAAACAAUACUCUAGUAGAGCAGGCUGAAAAGGCACCUGAAGAAAAUGAACUUCCACAUGAAACCCCAGAGCAAGUCGUUGGUCCUGGUGAACCUCUCACAGAGGAUGUAGUUCCCGAGCUACCUCGCGAAGGUGGGGGUGGAUUAGAUAUUGACUCUGAAACUGCUCAAGCCGUGCAGUCUUUGACACGUGAAAGUGAGGCAGACGAGGAGGCAUAUAGAGACUGUUCAAAGACCCAGGAAGCAUGUCAUAGUCUGCAGACUUAUGCCCAUAGCCCAGCACCAAGUGCAACAGAGGAUUGCCUUCAGUCUGCCCACAGCAGUCCAGUGUCUUCUGUUCAUUCACAUCCAGGUCAUUCUGUUAGGUCAUCAUGUAGCCCCAAUGCACCCUCUUUGGAGAAUACUUAUGCCCAGAUUAGCCCUGAUCAGACUCCAAUGCCUGUUCCAUCUUUGCAAAAUCUUGAAGCUAGUCCAAUGAUGGAUGUAUCCUCAGUAUCUGAUCACUCACAGCAGGUUGUGGACAGUGGAUUCAGUGACUUGGGGAGUAUUGAGAGCACCACCGAAACCUAUGAUAAUCCAAACAGUUAUGAUUCUGGUAUGGGAGGAAGUAAUUUACCCUCGCAAAACAGCUGCACAUAUAGCGGGGGAAUGACAUCGGCCAACUUAACGCAGAGCAGCUGUGCUGUCACACAACAGAUCCCUACAAUGAACAAUAACUGCAGCAUGAUUGGGUCUCCCCCUCCUAACCGCCCUUGCAAUGUUAAGUCUCCGCAAGCUUGUGCAGUAGAUAGACCUCCUAGUAGUGGCCAACAGCAGCAACUUGCUCCUUGUGGAAUGGCAGGACAAGGUUUCACAUUGUCAGAUAUGCCAGAAACUGGUGGAAGUGGACUUGGUGGGCUUUACGAUAGAAUAAGUCAAGGAGACUUUGGAUCCGGGCACUACCCACAGCCCACUGCCACAUUCAGCCUUGCCAAACUUCAGCAAUUAACAAACACCUUAAUGAAUCACUCCCUGCCUUACAGCCAUACCCAGGCCGUAACAUCCUAUGCAAAUGGUGCCUCCCUUUCCUCUCCCCUGAGCAACAUGGUGCAGCUUACCCAAAGUCCACAUUCUGUGCCCCCACAGUCCCAAACAACAAUGAAUCAUUCUGCAAAUCUCACACCUCCCCCUAUGAACUUGCACCCACCACUUCUCCAGCGCAAUAUGUCCAAUGGGCAGAUGGGGCUUUCACAUGGUCAAAGGCUACAGACACAGAUGACGAGCAAAACUCACAUGUCCAUGCGGGCCAAAGUAUCUGCAUUGCCUCCUGGAGCCUCUUCUGGGCCCCACCCCCCACAGCUGUAUGGCCACGCCCCACCUCCACAGGCUAUGGCCAUGCAACCUCCUUCACGUUCUCUCACCAUGCAGCGUGGAAUGAAUAUGAGUGUCAAUCUAAUGCCAGCACCUGCUUACAAUGUCAAUCCAGUAAACACACUCAAUGCCAUGAGUGGCUACCGUGUAUCUCAGUCCAUGAUGAACAGUGGCUAUCAUGGCAACCAUGGAUAUAUGAAUCAGAGUCCUCAGUACCCAAUGCAAAUGGGUAUGAUGGGAAGUCAGCCUUAUGCACAGCAGUCAAUGCAGGCCAGUCCUCAUAGCAACAUGAUGUACUCCAGCCCUGGGCAUCAUGGGUACAUGAACUCACAGAUGCCCAAACAGUCACUUAACGGGUCAUACAUGAGGCGGUGAGCUGCCCUUACAGGUACCAGCAUACCAAACCCCUUUUCCUUAACACUGCAGCAGCUGCAAAAUGGAAUCUGCACUACAGAACCUAACACAGACUGAAAGCAGUCAUUGAAGGACACAGACUCAUUCCCUUGGUUUU
Molecule: messenger RNA, 5872 nt
Organism: Nanorana parkeri
Lineage: Eukaryota; Metazoa; Chordata; Amphibia; Anura; Dicroglossidae
Gene: KAT6B
Product: lysine acetyltransferase 6B
Exons: 16
Coding region: 1-5736 (1911 amino acids)
Biological process (GO): regulation of DNA-templated transcription
Cellular component (GO): MOZ/MORF histone acetyltransferase complex
Molecular function (GO): histone acetyltransferase activity
Source: RefSeq, a predicted model, not a curated record